Dermacentor albipictus is the source of this 5271-nucleotide messenger RNA. The record is from RefSeq and is a predicted model, not a curated record. Lineage: Eukaryota; Metazoa; Arthropoda; Arachnida; Ixodida; Ixodidae.
UUUUGUAUUUGCCGAUUGUUAUAGCGGGACAAUCUUGGGGCUAAGCAACCCUGUGUUAUCCUGUGUCACGUGACGGCGGCUUCCCGUCAGUCUGUACCCAGCCUCCGGCAAUAAAGGACGUAACAUAAUUGGCGACGAGGAUCAAAAGUUAGGCCUGAUUAGGCGUAGGGCUAGCCGAAAUGGCAGCUGCACUGGGCACGAUUGGGGAAUUCGUUCCGACGGAGGCGCCGUCUUGGCCCUUGUAUUUGGAGCGCCUCGAAUUUUUCUUUCAAGCAAACGACAUCGACGGUAACGAGAAGAAGCGAGCAACGCUCUGCAGCGUUUGCGGCCCAGCAACGUAUGCCAUCGUGCGUUCCCUUUGUUCUCCGGACGCGCCGUCGGCGGUGGCCUACGAUGAGAUCGUCAGGCGUCUCUCAAACCACUUCUCGCCGCGACCGUCGGUGACGGUUCAGCGUUUCAAGUUUGGCACGCGUCAGCAGCAGCCCGGUGAGUCAAUUGCCGAAUACAUCGCAGAACUGCGACGUCUCUCGGAACAUUGUGAUUUCGGUGCGUCGCUCGACGACAUGUUGCGCGACCGACUGGUGUGUGGGGUGCGAAGCGAGACUCUUCAGCGUCGGUUGCUGGCGGAGCCGGAGCUUACGUUUGCGACAGCUCGGGAGAAAGCCAUUGCCAUGGAAUCUGCGCAGCGACAGACUGAGCAAAUUCGCGGCAGUGCCACAUCGUCUGAAGUAUGCAGCGUGAGCGGGAAGCGUUUCGACCCAUGUGUUACGAAGGUCUCGGCGCCGGGGACAGCCAAGGAGGGUACCCAGAAGCAGGCGGGUUCGCCUGGGAGCACAAGUGGAUGUUUCCGCUGCAAAGGUGCGCAUUCGCCAAGCAGUUGCCCAUUCAUUAAUGUGCAGUGCCACUUCUGCAAGCAACGAGGGCACAUAGUAAGAGCAUGCAGGAGGAAGGCUACAGCUCGCGCUUCGGCUGAACCGAACUCUCCGAACGGAAAACGGGCCAAUGGAGGCCGUCACAAGAAUGCUGCGUCGGACGUAUACGACGUGUUCGUACUGUCUGGUGAGGAGCCAGCCGUGAGAGUGGAAGUGCGCGUCAACGGAAGUCCCCUAGAGAUGGAGGUGGACUCGGGUGCAGUGUGUUCAGUCAUCAACGACCGGACUAUGCGGAAGCUGCGAAUAUCGAAAAGGGCGUUGCGCCCAAGUAGCCUUCACCUCCGAGCUUACAAUAACAAGGAACUACGAGUGUUGGGUGAAUUGACCGUGACGGUGGAAUUUAGGGGGCAGGAACAUCGCCUGCGAUUGGUGGUGGUUAAGGGUGCUAGUAUCGGACUUAUCGGUCGAGACUGGUUCAAGUCCUUGGGAAUAAGUCUGAGUGGCGUUCACAGUGUGUGCGAGCCGAGUAGAACUGGCAGUAAAGGAACAACGGCCUUGCUCAAGAAGUAUUCUUCAGUCUUUGAGCCUGGACUUGGGACAAGUAGAGGGCCUCCUGUACACAUAGAGGUGAACCCGACAGCUCCGCCGCGAUUUUUGAAGCCACGGCAAGUACCGUUUGCAUUGAGACCGAAGGUCGACGAAGCACUGGACAGGUUGGUGAGCCAAGGCAUUUUCCAGCCUGUACGGCACUCGAAGUGGGCAACACCGGUCGUUCCAGUUGUCAAGAAAGAUGGAUCGAUAAGGAUCUGCGGGGACUACAAGAGCACCGUCAAUCGUGUGGUGCAGUGGGAAACGUAUCCUCUGCCAACACCAGAGCAGCUGUUUGCCAGGCUGGCAGGUUGCUCGAAGUUUUCAAAGCUAGACCUCGGACAAGCGUACCAACAGAAGACUGUUGAUGAAGAAACAGCUGACUUGUUGACGGUGACAACACAUCGGGGACUUUUCCGCGUAACCCGUCUUCAAUUUGGCGUGGCAGUGGCAGUGGCUAUUUUUCAGAGGUACAUGGAAGAACUGUUGCAUGGAAUUGAUGGUGUGCUGGUGUUCUUGGAUGACAUCUUGAUCGGUGGAAGGGAUGAGGCACAGCACUAUGCUCGUUUGCAAGAGGUGCUCAAAAGAAUCCACGAAGACGGUCUGCGACUGAAAUUUGACAAAUGUCAAUUUUGUGUUGAGGAAGUGCGUUACUUGGGAUUCAUCGUGAACUCUGCAGGUGUGCAGCCGACAGAAGACAAGGUGAGUGCUAUUCACGAGGCCCCGGAGCCAACAUGCAAAAAGGAGCUUCAAGCCUUUUUGGGAGCUCUGAACUUUUACAACAAGUUUCUUAAGGGAGCAGCACAUACCUUGGAGCCACUGUACCGGCUGUUGGACAAGGGUCGCGAGUGGCGUUGGACGGGAGCAGAGGCAGACGCAUUUCGCCAGGCGAAGGAUCUGCUGCAAUCAUCGCAUGUUCUUGUGCACUAUGAUGUCAACAGGCCCCUAGUGCUUGCCUGUGACGCUUCCCCGUAUGGACUGGGUGCUGUGUUAAGUCAUGUGGGGGAAGAUGGUAGCGAGAGACCGGUUGCAUAUGCAUCAAGGACUAUGAGCGCGGCAGAACGUAAGUACGCCCAAACAGACCGAGAAGCGCUCGCCAUUGGCUUUGGCGUUAAGAAAUACCAUCAGUUUCUGUAUGGGAGGCAUUUCAAAAUUGUGACGGACCACAAACCCCUCUUAGGACUGUUGCACCAUGCCAAGCCCAUUCCCCAGGAGCUAUCACCACGGAUGCUGCGGUGGACCCUCAUGUUAUCAGCAUAUGACUAUGAAAUUGAGUAUCGACCAGCAGAGAAGCUUUCCAAUGCUGAUGCAUUCAGUCGUUUACCACUGAGGGCCAGUAAGGCGGAGGAAGAGGAGCAGCGUCUUUGGGAAGUAGAAAUGCUAGAAAUGGCACCAGAAGUAACGUGGAACUCUCGGAAGGUGGCCAGUUUUACGUCAAGGGACAAGCUGUUGGCUAGAGUCUGCAAUUGGGUGCAGCAUGGGUGGCCAGAGGGCAAGCUACCGGAAAAGUUUGCCGCAUUUGUGAUCCGCAAGCAUGAACUGUCAGUGUACCAAGGUUGUUUGCUGUGGGGCAGUCGUGUCGUCAUUCCAGAGCCAGCUCGACCAUAUGUCAUGGACAUUCUUCACACAGCUCAUCCAGGAAUUAUCAAGAUGAAGGGGCUCGCCAGAGGAGCCGUGUGGUGGCCAGGAAUUGACAGAGACGUUGAGCAGAAAGUGAGGGACUGUGCACGUUGUCAAGAAUCCAGGUCUGCGCCAGCAGCUGCAAAAAUUCACCCUUGGGAAUUCACCAAGCGUCCUUGGACAAGACUAAAUGUCGAUUUUGCUGGGCCAUUCCAAGGCAACGUCUUCCUCAUUGUGGUGGACUCUCACUCGAAGUGGUUGGAAGUGUGCCGAAUGACUUCCAUGUCGGCAGCGGCAGUUUGUGCGAAGCUUCGUUUUCUUUUUGCUACCCAUGACAUUCCAGAGACUGUUGUUUCGGAUAAUGGAACUGCAUUUUGUUCGGAGGAAUUCAGAGACUUCAUGUGCCGAAAUCAAAUCCGACAUGUGACCGUUGCCCCAUAUCACCCUUCUUCAAAUGGUCAAGCAGAGCGGAUGGUGCACGAAACCAAAGAAGUACUCAAGCGCAUGGUUGGAGGCAAUAUCGACACACGUCUGGCUAGGUUUUUAAUGACCCAGCAUAUCCUGCCUCAUGCUACAACAGGCAAAAGCCCAGCCGAAUUGCUAAUGGGCAGAAAACUUUCAACUGUGUUAGAGCGUCUGCAUCCUGACCUGCAGUCCAUUGUGCAGCAGAAACAGGAGCAGGUGAUGCAGCGCCGUAACCAGGCAGUGCGACUGUUUGAAGUGGGGGAUCGAGUGUUUGUGCGCAACUAUCUCUAUGGGCCCAAGUGGUUGCCGGGCAUUGUGGAUUCUGUCACUGGACCAGUGUCGUACUUGGUCGUCACCAAGGAUGGACGUCGGUGGAGACGGCAUGUUGACCAACUCAGAAGUCGUUCUGCCAGCUACGCAUUGGACACUGGAAUGUGCGAGGAGGAGGAAUCGUUGGUUCCUUUCCCGGCAGGGUGUUCCGAAAGCGACAUUCCUUCAAGCCCAGAGGACCCUGGAAGACGGAACCCAAGAGAAGUACCCAGUACUAAACCUGUUUCCUGUGGUGAGGACAGUGAAGUCAGCGCAUCCCGGGACCAGAGAGAAAUACGAGAAGAGGCUGCAACACCCAGUGCCGAACCUGUUUCCUGUGGUGAGGACAGUGAAGUGAGCGCACCCCUUCAAGUCCAGCGACCACAGCGCCAACGCAACCGUCCUGCGUAUCUGAAGGACUACGUGACGUAGGGGGGAGGAGUGUUAUAGCGGGACAAUCUUGGGGCUAAGCAACCCUGUGUUAUCCUGUGUCACGUGACGGCGGCUUCCCGUCAGUCUGUACCCAGCCUCCGGCAAUAAAGGACGUAACACCGAUGCAGCCGCAAGAUAAAAGAGAGCAAAAAAUCAAUUUUCAACUUGCGCUAACACACACAAGUUGUGUGGGAAAAGUGCCAACAAGAGUACCAUAAGAUGAAACCCAGCCUGCCUACAGUGAGCGCUACGCUCUCAUUCUGCCCGGAUGUUGCAAGGUCCGAAUGGACAACAUUAAUGUUAACCCAAACUAUCAUCAAAAUUCAACUAGACAUUGAAUUGUAUGAUCACCUGUUUUCCAACGCCAUUCUUCUGCCACAUCAAGACAGACAGAUUUUUCUGAAUAGUGCCAAGACACUCAGCCGGGAUGCAUUGAAAACUGAAUUUAUUUUUAGUUUUUUACCCCUGCUUGACACAGAAAGAUGGUUGGCACCUCACGGGCUGCUACUACUGUGGUAUAUAGUACGGAGCAAUGAAAACGACAUGAUGUCCCGACACCUGUUGGGACGAAUUCAUCCACCAAACAGCCUGGCGAUGACAUGGCUGUCUCAAACAUUUCUUUUAUGUUCCACUGCCAGAAAAGCCCUUAUUUUCGUUGGUCUCAUAAAGGGUGUGAUCAAGCUCUUAUGCCAUUCUUGGGCAUGGUACCCGGAGCUGAUAACAUUGUGUUCAACAUGCUUUGUAAUACUGGAAAUCAUACUCGCAAUUUUGACUCCACUAUCACAAGUGGUAUUGAAAUUUGUGACGGACUUCACAUGAAAAAGUGGUGUGGACCCCACUGAAAGUAUCCACACAGUUGUGAAAAGCUGGAUGGAACUAUCUAGCUGCCAACGACAAAAUUCUCUCUCUCUCUCUUAUCUCCCUCUCUCUACCUUUUUUUGUUUUUACACUUUUUUGCAUAAUUAAAAAUUGGUGGUGUCUGCUC